Antrostomus carolinensis (chuck-will's-widow) is the source of this 1824-nucleotide messenger RNA. It is a transcript of the gene ARMH4, whose product is annotated as armadillo like helical domain containing 4. Lineage: Eukaryota; Metazoa; Chordata; Aves; Caprimulgiformes; Caprimulgidae. Bases 1 to 1824 code for a protein of 607 amino acids. The transcript has 7 exons. The record is from RefSeq and is a predicted model, not a curated record.
AUGCUGACCACAGCUGUGACCACGCUAAACCCUACUGUCCAGGAGGAGUCUGUUGGUGGACCUGUUAGUGAGACUACCACAGAGGGUGGUGUUGAUAUGGAGCAAAGCUCUGCUGCUCUUUCAACAAACUCUCUUUCUGGGGUGGCUGUGGAGGAGGAGGUGGCUGAGAGCAGCUCACACCCCUCGGCUGUGUCCCAGCCCACGCUGCAACCCAGCUCUCCCAGCUUGGAAACAGCAAGUGACCACCCUGUCAUCCUAACUCACCAAGCUUACAGUGUGACCUCCAAGAUGGAGAUGCCAAGAGCCCACACGGGGAGCCCUCUGAAGCUCCUGGCUGUGCGAGUGUCCAUGGCUGCAAAACAACCCCUCACAGCAACUGAGGCCCCCAUUGGCCUGGAAGAGGGGAUGAGUGUCAGCCAAGGAGAGCUGCCUGCCACGGCUGGUGUUGUCACCAUCCACCCUAUGGACACUGUGCCACCUGACUGGGAUGACACAAAACUGGGGGAUAUAAGUCCAGGAGGAAGCACAUCUCGUGAUGAGGUGACAGAGGACCAAGGGGCAACAGAACCAUCCCAGACCCUGCAGGGAGGUGUGGGGGAGGAAGAGGAUGCAACAAGAGUGCUGCCAUCUCCAGUGUCCCCUCCACCAAUUCCUGGGAUUGCUGAGGAGACCAACUGCACAGUGCUGGUGCAAGGGGAGAAGACACCUACAGCUUCCACAGACAGCAGUGAUGCUCUUCACACUGUGAACCUGACGGAUGUAGACAUGGCUGAUCUCAACUCGCUAGAAAACACAAAUGUGGUCACAACAGAAGGGAAAAGCAUCCCACCAUCACAGCCAGAGGCUGCUGUGGUGACAGAUACACAGUCCAAUCUCUCUCCUACUCUGGAAAGCUCACGGAAAGAUUUUACUCAGGAGGUGACAAGAAUUGCCCAAGAGGCUUAUACUGCUCCGUCAGUUGUGACACUGGUGCCUGGUGCUACCCAGGGAACAGGAGCUGCAAGCUUUCCACUGGAAAACAGUGAGGAGGACACCCAGAUGCCAACAGUUCCUAGUGCCACCCAGAUGCUGGUGACAACUGGUACUUCCUCUAUGGUGAACACUCCAGAUGUAGAAGAUCUCACAGAUGUGGCCCUGGCCACCAGUGAGAAGGCUGUUCCAGCUUCUGAUGAGUUGUCUGCUACCCAGUCUGGACAGACAGAGGAGCCAUCCAGCAGAGCUGUGGUCCUGGUAACUCCAGCAUCAAUGGCAUCUUCUGUCAGGAGGACAGCUCUUCCAUCUGUGAGGAAGAUCAGUACAGCUGUGACCUAUGGGCUGGAUCGCCUGGAGUCAGAAGAGGGUGAGGAAGAGGAAGAGGAUGAAGAGGAGGAGGAAGAAGAAGAGGAGGAAGAGGAAGAUGAGGAGGACAAAGACAUAGAUUCGAUGGAUGAAAGCAUGGAGGGUGACACGGAGCUGCCAGGUUUCACGCUUCCAGGCGAGACCUCCCAGGAGCCCUUAGCUGGCCUGGAAAACCCUGUGGCCCAGCUGGCUGGGGUGUCCUACCAGGUUCCCGACAGUAUCGAGUGGGAGCAGCAGAACCAGGGCCUGGUGAGAAGCUGGAUGGAGAAGCUGAAAGAUAAGGCAGGAUACAUGUCGGGGAUGCUGGUUCCUGUAGGAGUUGGGAUAGCUGGAGCCCUCUUUAUCCUAGGAGCACUCUACAGCAUUAAGAUUAUGAAUCGCCGAAGGAGAAAUGGCUCAAAGAGACAUAAAAGAAAGCAGAGGGAAUUUAACAGCAUGCAAGACCGAGUCAUGCUUUUAGCUGACAGCUCUGAAGAUGAAUUUUGA